UCUUUACCUCCUGUAGAAACCAAAUCGACCCAUUUAUGGAGAUUUAUGAGGGACCUAUUGGACGAUCCGCAGUUCAAUCCGGUUUACAUCAAGUGGGAGAACAGAGAGAAAGGUGUGUUCCGGAUCGUUCCCGGCCAGUCCAAAAACAUCGCUAGACUCUGGGGCAUGAAGAAAAAUAAUCCGACCAUGACCUUCGACAAGAUGAGCCGCUCGCUGAGGUGA
Molecule: messenger RNA, 222 nt
Organism: Helobdella robusta
Lineage: Eukaryota; Metazoa; Annelida; Clitellata; Rhynchobdellida; Glossiphoniidae
Exons: 1
Biological process (GO): cell differentiation; regulation of transcription by RNA polymerase II
Cellular component (GO): nucleus
Molecular function (GO): DNA-binding transcription factor activity, RNA polymerase II-specific; sequence-specific DNA binding
Source: RefSeq, a predicted model, not a curated record